Molecule: messenger RNA, 10404 nt
Organism: Hipposideros armiger (great roundleaf bat)
Lineage: Eukaryota; Metazoa; Chordata; Mammalia; Chiroptera; Hipposideridae
Gene: SETX
Product: senataxin
Exons: 25
Coding region: 277-8199 (2640 amino acids)
Biological process (GO): termination of RNA polymerase II transcription
Cellular component (GO): nuclear body
Molecular function (GO): transcription termination site sequence-specific DNA binding; helicase activity
Source: RefSeq, a predicted model, not a curated record
UGGGGGCGGGGCCGUGGCUCGCGGCGCCCAUAGGUUGGCUGUCCGGUUGUGGAGCCGCUCUUUCGCUCUCGGCAGACCCUUGAGCGAAGGCAUGGAGGUGGGUUAGCGGCAGACGUGAGGCCAAGCUGGAGAUGUUCUUUCUGGGCCAGAGUCGGGGUACAUGUGAAUGCAAAUCCUCACCCAUUCACAAAUAAACCCAGGAAUCUCCACUGAGAAGAUCACUUCUCUGUAAGCUGUUAGCCCAGUAUUUGUCGUGUUUUCGGAUACAGGUACAGAAUGAGCACAUGUUGUUGGUGUACGCCAGGUGGUAUUUCCACCAUUGACUUCCUAAGGCUCUAUGCAUCCAGGACCCAGCCCAGUGAAUUUCAAACAGCUGAUGAAGACCUCUGCUACUGCUUGGAGUGUGUGGUUCAGUACCACAAAGCAAGGGAGGAGGUGCCGCUCUUGCAUGAGGUUUUAUGGGAAUUAGAAACCUCACGUCUCAUAAAUCACUUUGAAAAAUCCAUGAGGGCAGAAAUUGAAGAUGACGACGAAUUAUACAUCGUAGACAUCAAUGGAGAGAUGCAGCUGUUUGACUUUACCGGCCCAGACUUUGAAAAUAAACUUCGAGUUCCUCUGUUUGAAAUACUGAAAUAUCCUUAUCUGCUUUUACAUGAGCGUGUUAACGAGCUGUGUGUGGAGGCCCUUUGUCGGAUGGAACAGGCCAAUUGCUCCUUCCAGGUGUUUGAGAAACAUCCCGGGGUCUAUUUAUUUCUGGUCCAUCCCAAUGAAAUGGUUCGGCGUUGGGCUAUCCUGACUGCAAAAGGGUUGGGAAAAGUGGACAGAGAUGAUUAUUAUGACUUACAGGAGGUUUUGACUUGCCUUUUUAAAGUCAUUGAGUUGGGACUUUUAGAAAGUCCAGACAUUUAUACUUCUUCUGUCCUUGAGAAAGGUAAACUGAUUCUUCUGCCAUCACACAUGUACGAUACUACGAACUACAAAAACUAUUGGUUAGGUAUUUGCAUGUUGCUUACCAUUCUUGAAGAGCAAGCCAUGGAUUCACUGUUGUUGGGCUCAAACAAAGAGAAUGAUUUUAUGCAGUCCAUCCUUCACACCAUGGAGAAGCAGUCAGAUGAUGAUAGUGGGGAUCCUUUCUGGCCAGCAUUACACUGUUUCAUGGUGAUUCUGGAUCGCCUUGGAUCUAAGGUCUGGGGUCAACUUAUUGAUCCUAUUGAGGCAUUUCAAACCAUUAUCAACAACGUGAGCUACAAUAGAGAGAUCCAGAAUAUACGGAAGAGCUCUGUAAGGGCCAAGGCAGAACCGGAGUCCUAUCUGGAUGAUAUGGUGUCUUGCAGCCAGAUUGUAUACAAUUAUAAUCCUGAAAAGACCAAAAAGGAUUCAGGAUGGAGAUCUGCCAUUUGCCCAGACUAUUGUCCUAACAUGUAUGAAGAAAUGGAAACAUUAGCCAGUGUGCUUCAGUCAGAUAUUGGUCAAGACAUGCGUGUUCAUAACAGCACGUUUCUGUGGUUCAUCCCUUUCGUGCAGUCCCUCAUGGACCUUAAGGAUUUGGGUGUGGCUUACAUAGUAGAGGUCAUCCAUCAUCUGCAUUCCGAGGUCAAAGACGUUCUCAACCAGACAGUGGUCGUGUGUGACAAAGUCACCGAAUUCUUUUUUCUAAUUUUAGUGUCAGUGAUUGAACUCCACAGAAAUAAAAAAUGUUUGCAUUUGCUGUGGGUUAGCUCCCAGAAGUGGGUGGAAGCUGUGGUUAAAUGCGCCAAGCUUCCGACCAGCGCGUUUGCACGGAGCUCUGAGAAGUCGUCCAGCAGUGUCUCCAAAGGAACACCGAUAGUGUCCUCUGUGUCGCACUCGAUGCCAUCGAACUCUGUACAGCUUGCCUGUGUGCAGCUGAUUCGAAGUCUCCUUAAAGAAGGUUAUCAACUGGGGCAGCAGACUCUGUGUAAGCGAUUCUGGGAUAAGCUCAACUUAUUCCUGCGAGGAAAUUUAUCUCUAGGUUGGCAGCUGACUAGUCAGGAAACCCAAGAGUUACAAACUUGUUUAAAGCAAAUUAUUAGAAACAUAAAAUUAAAAGUUCCGCAGUAUAACACUUUUGUGGACCUGACUCUGUGUAAACCUGCUCCUGCAUGCUGUUAUAAAGAAAAUGGACAAAUAGGGAAGAAGUGUAAAAACGAGUACUGCCUGGAAAGUUCUAACCCAGCAUUUUCUAAGGAACCAAUGAAAGCUGAUGAAUCUCAAGUGCAAGAGAGUGUGUUGAGCAAAGCAAGUAACACUGGAAAAGAAAAUAAUGAGCAAAAUUCUAUAAAAAAUUUGAAGCUAGAGGACCAUUACUCAGCUGGGUCAUGCUUAAAGCAGAGUAGUAAAAACCUUUUCGCUGAAGGACCUGAAGAUCAAGUUACAAGACAUACAGGGAAGCAGAAGCCUGUAAACAACAAUUCCUCAUAUACACCGCAGAACUGUACUUUAAGAAAUGAUCCAGAAAGGGGAUUUGACAGAGGAAGAGGAGGAAUAAUGUCACCAUGUUUGUUGACUGAUUCUAGCACUGAUUCUUUGGAAAAGGUGUCCACAUCAAAUGAGGAUUUCUCUUUAAGGAAUGAUAUUCUUGGCAAAACCUCAAAAGCAAAAACUAAGGCCCAGAAAGAUGAAAUCUGUGCUAAGUUAUCACAUGUAAUAAAGAAGCAACACAGGAAAAGUACUUCGGUUGAUGAUACUAUGACAUCAGAGGGAAACCUAACUGGAUCUAACAUGGAGAACUUGUAUUCCAGGAAAGCUACAGGCUGUCAGAAAGGGGAUCGCUUCCUCCAUAAUCUCUCUUUAGACCAGAACAGUAUUCUGGAUAAUAAAAAUGGAGAACAAAAAUCUCAUAAUAGUUUAUUGCUGAAAAAGAAACAAUUGAAGAAUGAAGAGUUAGAUGUUUUCUCUUCCCAUGAAAAUGUUUGUCAAAUACAGGAAUGUCAUACUGAUAAAGAUUUGGUCUCAUUUACAGAAAUGACCAAUACUUUCAUGCAUAAAACAUCUUCCUUUAAAGACCCUGUGACUGUACUUGAAUCAAGAGAUAAGGAAAUUAGUAAGAGUACUGACCGGGUUUCUUCUAAGCUGAGAGAGCAGGCUCCUAGCAAUAGUCCCAAGUCGGAUACCUUAACAGAGUCUCAGGUAGACAGAGACCUCCACAAAUUAUCUUUAGUAGCUCAAGCCAGUGUUAGUAAGUUUCCAUCAAAUUCAGCUCAAAAAAGCUCAUCCCUGCUACAAAGAAAAGUAAAAGACAAAAGAAGUUUCACAGCCAACCGAAAUAAUGUGGGAGAAACCUGCCGUGGACAAAUUAUUAUUAUUUCAGAUUCUGAUGAUGAUGAAGAAGAAAGAAUUUUUGAUUUUGAGAAACACAUUAUUAAACAAGAUAAAAUGUGCAUUGAGAAAGACUGUCCACAGCAGCAUACUUCAAUAGCUAAUAUGAAUGUGGAAAGGAAACUAAUAAAGAAAGAAAAGACAAAUUCCCCUUUGCCGUUUGAGGAAUGUGAUUCUCAGGUUUUUGAGUUUGAAAGCCAACAGGAUGUAUUUUCAGUGUGGCAGGAUCAGAAACCAGACAAGAAGACUUCAGUUCAAGGGGAUAAAAAAAACUCAUGUUUGACCGAUAUGGCUGAUAUCACAAAUGAUUGGGGCUAUGAUACAGAUUAUCCUAUGUCAGAAGAAGUUACUGCAAAAGGAGCAGAGGACAUUGAAGAACGUGCAGGGCCACAAAGCAUUCGGAUGUCUGUUGAGGGAUUUUAUGGAAUUGAAGUAAAAAAGCCUAAGCGAAAAGAAUUUGAAAAACCUAAGAAUGAGGCUUUUCCUUUAAGGCCUUCAUCUUCUGAUAGAAAUGAGGACCAGUCUGAUAAUGAGAGAGAGCUGACUGAAAAUGAUUUUCAAGGUAUAGACUUAAGGACUACAACUCCUUGUUCAAGUAUUCAGAGAACCACCACAGUUCCCCUAACGAAGUCUUCUCCAAAGGGUCACACUUACUCCAAAGCCAUCAGGAAAGUUACAGUUUCUAAAACUUCUAAGAAAACACAUUCAGAUACCAAAAAAGGCCACAAUAAAAGUUCAAAUUACUUAAGUUGUAGGACAACUCCUGCUGUAGUGCCACCAAAGAAGUUUCGCCAGUGUCCUGAACCAACUUCCAGACCUGAAAAACUUGGUCUGAAAAAGGGCCCUCGUAAGGCAUUUGAGUUGUCUCAGCGAUCUUUAGAGUGUAUAGUUCAAUUACGUAACCAUGGCAAAACUGUUGGAGUAGUUGAUACCCGAAAAAAGACUAAACUAAUUCCUCCUCAGACUUUUCCUGUCAAAAAUAAACUGCUUAAGAGUCAAGAUUUUCAGCUGCAGAGGCAGUUGAGACCCAUAUCACACCAAAAUAGACAAGGACUUUCUGAUGAGAGCAGGGUUACUACUGCAAGGCCUCGUGCAGCGCCGAGUGCUGACAUGUUUGUGCCCGAGUCAGACAGGUCAGGUUAUAGUAGUAAAGGAGGAACUGAGGUCAUCACUAACAGAAAUGGAAAACAGUUACCAAAACGCGUGUCUUUCGAACAGGAAUCCAUGAAAGCAAAUUACGUGGCUCAGGUGACUGGCAGUCCUUGCCUUUUGAACAAGCGUAAUUCUGUGGUGCUAAAUGGAAGAACACCAACAAAUGAAAUAACUCGCUCUACUUCAGAAGACCCUUCAGGGGGAGGUGACGUAACCGUCCAUUUAGAGAUGGCAGCUUUGCAAAAGGGAGAGCCUGAGCCCUGCAGUGACAUGGAGGAAGAUAAUAUAUUUUUAACACAGUGUGACCCUGAAGACAUGGACUUGUGUUCACAAAUGCAGAAUGAUAAUGAUAAACUCAUCGAAGUAGUUCAUGGACAAGAGACAGUUCAGGUAGAAGAUUCUCUCAUUCGGCCCCAGUUGGCGUCUUUGAGUGGCGCAAAAUGUAAGUACAAAGAUUGUGUUGAAACUAUGAAAAGCCAGGGUGAGUACUGCCUGAAACACUCGGAAGUGAAAGUAGGCGAUGAAGAGGUAUUUCGUAAACCCGCCUUGCCUCUGUCUGCAUCUAAACCGUUGAAACCUUCCACGACUAAGAUUUUUAGCUCAAGUUCCACUUCACGGAUUGCUAAUUUUUCCAGGUCUUUGGAAAAUGCCCCAGCACUUGUCCCAGCUAUAAGAAAUAAGGCCAAUGGGGUCCAGUCCAAUUUGAAAGUGCCACUGCCAGCCUGUGUGGUGUCUCAGAAGCCAGUGGCUGAAGUGAAGAGUCUGUGCAACAUUCUUCACUAUCCAACUCCGAACAACUCCAGCAGGCACGGUUACAAACUCCCGCUGGGUGAGAGCAAACCUUUCUCUGCUUCUCAGGUCAACAUUCUCUUGUCGUCACAGUCCAUCUCUGACACUUUCAUUAAAGAGGUCUUAAAAUGGAAAUACGAAAUGUUCGUGAACUUUGAUCAAUGUGGGCCCCCAGCAGUCCUUUGUCAGUCCGUCUCAAGACGCGUGCCUGUCCGAUUUGAAGAUUAUGGAGAUUAUUUUGAUGUGUUUUUCCCUUUGAUGAUAUUGAAUACUUUUGAAACCGUGGCCCAGGAAUGGAUGAGCUCUCCAAAUAAAGAAAAAUUCCAUCAGCUGCAUUUACGAAAAUAUCCUGCAGAUUAUAAAAAAUAUUGGGAGUUUGUAGUUUAUCUUGACGAAUGUGAACUAGCUAAACAGCUUCAUCCAAAGGAGAAUGAUUUGGUGUUUUUGGUUCCUGAAAGACUGAGUGGAGAGAACGACAUGGAGAGAGACGCCCUGCAGAAGCCCCAGGCCUAUCACUGUGGUUACGUCCACAAGUUCCGCCGCACCUCAGUCAUGCGUAAUGGGGAGUCGGAGUGUUUCCUUUCCAUCCAGAGUCAAGAUAAUUUGCCAGUCAAGCUAAAUGAAUUUGUGAAAUGUAUUGUAAUCAGUUCUCUGGUGACUACACAAAGGAAGUUGAAAGCCAUGUCUUUGUUGAGUGGUCGGAACCAGCUGGCCAGAGCUAUCCUGAAUCCAGACCCCAUGGUCUUCUGUACAAAAGAUUUACUGACUACCACGUCGGAGAGAAUUAUUACCUACUUGAGAGAUUUCAAUGAAGACCAAAAGAAAGCGAUAGAAACUGCAUAUGCUAUGGUGAAACAAUCCCCGUCAGUUGCCAAGAUCUGUCUGAUUCAUGGACCACCUGGAACAGGAAAAUCGAAAACUAUUGUUGGCCUCCUCUACCGCCUCCUGACAGAGAACCCGAGGAAGGGGCAUUCCGAUGAAAACUCCAGCGCCAAAAUCAAACAAAACCGUGUCCUUGUGUGUGCACCUUCCAAUGCGGCUGUUGAUGAACUUAUGAAAAAAAUCAUCCUCGAAUUCAAAGAAAGAUGCAAAGACAAAAAGAAUCCUCGGGAAAAAGACUUACCUUCUCACAUUCAGGAGAUGCAUAGAAGAAAGGAAUACCUAGACCAUCAACUAGAUGAACUUUCCCGCCAGCGUGCUUUAUGCCGAAGAGGCAGGGAAAUACAGAGGCAAGAAUUAGAUGAAAAAAUUACCCAAGUUUCAAAAGAAAGGCAGGAACUUGCUUCUAAAAUUAAAGAGGUUCAAGGACGCCCACAGAAAACACAGAAUAUCAUCAUUUUAGAAUCCCAUGUCAUCUGCUGCACAUUGAGCACGAGUGGCGGUUUCCUGCUUGAGUCUGCUUUUCGGGCGCAAGGAGGUGUCCCCUUCAGUUGUGUCAUUGUCGAUGAGGCCGGCCAGUCUUGUGAAGUGGAAACUCUGACCCCACUCAUCCAUCGUUGCAACAAGCUUGUCCUGGUAGGAGACCCCAAACAGCUCCCUCCCACAGUCAUUUCUAUGAAGGCGCAGGAGUACGGCUAUGACCAGUCACUGAUGGCCCGCUUCUACAAGCUGCUGGAAGAGAACGUCGAGCACAGUGUGAGCGGCAGGCUGCCUGUGGUCCAGCUCAGCGUCCAGUACCGGAUGCACCCGGACAUCUGUCUCUUCCCUUCUACUUACAUUUAUAACAAAAAUCUGAAAACAAACAGGCUGACUGAGACCAGUCGGUGUUCAUCAGAUUGGGUGUUUCAACCCUACCUUGUGUUUGAUGUCGGAGACGGUUCAGAAAGACGGGAUAAUGACUCAUAUGUAAAUGUUCAAGAAAUAAAACUGGUAAUGGAGAUCAUUAAACUUAUUAAAGAAAAAAGGGAUGUUACUUCCCGAAAAAUUGGUAUCAUAACCCAUUACAAGGCCCAGAAGAUGAUGAUUCAGAAGGAGCUGGACAAAGAAUUUGAUGGAAAAGGGCCGGCAGAAGUAGAUACUGUGGAUGCAUUCCAGGGACGGCAGAAAGAUUGUGUCAUUGUUACGUGUGUCAGAGCAAAUUCCAUGCAAGGCUCAAUCGGAUUUCUGGCAAGUUUGCAGAGAUUGAAUGUCACCAUUACACGGGCCAAGUACAGCCUCUUCAUCCUCGGACAUCUGAGGACCCUGAUGGAAAAUCAGCAUUGGAAUCACCUGAUUCAGGAUGCCCAGAAGCGGGGCGCCAUUAUCAGGACCUGUGACAAAAACUAUAAACACGACGCCAUGAAGAUACUGAAGCUGAAGCCCGUGCUCCAGAGAAGCCUGACUCACCCGCCCACCACACACCCAGAGGUGCCCAGGUCCCCGGGCGGCCUGCCCAGCAACAAGCCAGACAUGGAGCUUGCCAAGGCAUCCUUCACUUCUUCCCUGUGCCACACUCCCUCGGACUCCAAGGAAGCUACCGAUUCUGCCGCUGCAAAGGACCCUGAAAGGCCUCCUGGUAGGGACCAGCUCCGGGACCCACGGCUGCUGAGGAGGCUGGGCCUGAACCCUGAAGCCACAGCGAGGUGUCUCAGGGAUCCACAGCCCUCGAGCCCCCAGCAUCCGGGAUCAACACCGCCCUCAGGAGAGCCAGGCUUCCCUGUGAGUCCCCAGGCGCUGGGCAGCCCCGUGGAGCCGUCUCCUGCCACAGGGAGCAGCCACAGGCCUCCCGGGCCGUGUGACCAUCCAGCUGUUAGCACAGGCGCCUCCACAGAUCCAAGAAAAUGUGACCAGGAAGGGGAGCACAGCCACAGAAGAGACACCAGGGCCCUCAGUGAAGGGGAUCGGGAGAGGUGGAGCCAGCCCCCCAAGAGGAACUCUAGCUGGGACAGCAGAGCCCCGGACAAGGAGGACAGCAGUAGUUCAAAGAAAAUAAAGUUUUUGUAGUACAGCCAGGUGAUGUGGACUGUCGGCCACAAGCAUGGUCGCAAAUGAAGGUGACGGGUUAAUAGGACUACCCAGAUAAGAUGAUUUUCUUCCUUAAAGGAGUUUGUGUGCUGUUGGAAAACGUGGGAAAUGUGUCCUAACCCCUCGGCCUGUUGGUCGUCUUCAGUAUUUUUUCCCCCUAAAUCAGUUGCAAACACUCUUGAGAGGACGCAGUGGCCUGGAGUCCCAGACGUGCGCUUGGUGAUCUCUGUUCUCCUGUGACAUUUAAGUCAGACCCAAGUGAAUGUUUAAAAGCUGAAGUGUAUAUUUGUAUAGCACAUAAUCCUUUUAAAAUGUAAUCUACUCAAUUGCUUUUCUUUCCUCUGCUUAAAAUGUUAAUCAUUUUCACCAGAACAAACUAUAUCUAAAAAGACAAAACCAGGAGGAAGACAGGUCCUUUUAGCCAAUGUUCCUGCGAGCCAGACCUCUUAACAGCCCAGUGGAUGCUGGCGGCUCAGGCGUCUCUGGUUCCAUUUAAGAAAACAAUGGGAGUGUCCUGGGGGAAAGUAGGAAGCAGUGAUGUUAGGUCAAGUUCUGCUGAUGCACUAACUUAGACCUUGGCAACGGGCUCGAUGCGCAUGUCCACCUAUCGUAGUAAGCAUGUAGCUCUCUAGCUACAAUUCUCAUUCUUGAAACAGAAGGCGGUGCAAUGAAAGAGUAGCUCUUGAAUUCUCAUUCACGUGCCCCCAGCAAACUGUAAGCUGCCUGUAACUGGCGGGUUACUGACAAGCCCAGUGGUUGCCCUGUGCCGGUGUACGAAGCCCCUCGGUUUGCCUGUGAAAGCCGGCCUUUGGGCAGGAGAUCCCAGCUCAUUCAUUAGUUUCAGGUAGAGCCUGGCAAUCUCCAUGUUCAACAUCUUCCCAAGGGAUUCUGGCUACCAGGCAGCCUGGGAACCACGAGGGCAGGCCGGACAUGGGAUUUUAUAAAGGCAGGAAAGAAACACCCUUUGAAAAGAGAAGGGCGAAUGUUCAGAGUUGAGCACCCGGGAGAGAGCUGACAGGCUCCCUGUGGUCACCAGAAGCCAUCUUCCCCGAUGGAAACACUGCUUUUCUCGAGGGGACUGUGCUUUUGUGAAAGGAGCAUGGCCAUGGGGAGCGGGGCUUCCAGACUGGGACGAGGGAGGCGCUGCCAUCUCAGAGUCCAGCUCUCCAAACGCGCACACGCACAUGUGAGUGGCAGUCGGCAGAACCAGCUCUGUGGCGAAGGCCAUGCAGCCGCUGAGCUACUUCGGGGGGGAAAGCAAACCCCAAAGGUGAACGUGCGCCAUUUGAAAUUUUCUUUGUCCUUGGCUUUUUAAACAAAAAGGGCUUGGUGUGAGUCCUAGGGAAGCAGGUUUGCAAGAGCUCAAAGGAAGCGCCUGGUUGCCAAAAGUUUCUACAUCCUACUUCUUCACUGCCCGUGUCCCUCUCACUGAUGCUGCGGGAGCACGUGUGUCACCCCUGUCAGUCAGAUGUGCGCCCAGUUGGUGGGUGGAGACUUGGUCCUUGGCCACGUUGUAUGAGGAAGUGCAGGGCUCAGCGGUCCCGGAGCUUCCUGCAUGUGCCUCCGGCAGGAAAGCUCAUGUUACUUUCAGUUUACUUUCCCACUCUUGGUAAAUGCUCAGUUUAGCAGAUACUUGGAGUGGUGACAGUGUAGUCUAAAAACUGUAAGCUUGUAAAGGAGGCGUGACAAAAGCAGUUGGGGCCAGGCCUUGCCCCCACUCCACUCAGGCAGCACCGGCCAGUCUGAUUUCCGGAUAAGUCUGAUGCCUGUUCUCGUUAUGUUCACCUUUUGGUUCAUCUGGUCCGAUUAUGCAAGAAUUAGGAGGAGGCUGCAGAACCCUUUCUCAGGGGCGAGCCUGCGUCCCUCAGCCCCUCCUAGCAGAGUUCAGGCAUACCUGACCUUGCAUUUGAAACUGUUUGUUAUUCUGGUUGGUAAAAGUAUUUGCAUAAAGCAUUGCAUACGUAAAUGUGGCCUUUCUCCAUGUGGCUGUCAUAGCAGUGUCAUUGAUUGGUAGUUAAUCCUGCUGCAAGGUGACAAGUGGCAGUUGGCUUUAUCUUUGCCAUGGCGCUGUAAGAAAGUGCCCUGUCUUUCAGUAUUCGUUCUUCCAACACGAAUACAUUUUUUUCUUUUUUCUUUUUUUUUUUUUUUUAGCCGAGCCAUCCUGCCACCUAUUGGCAGCUCAGC